UACUUCUGGCCCGUAGGCAAGCCCAAGACCGCAGCCCGUUUUCUCCAACCUUAUCCUCACCGCUGGCAGAGAGAGAGGGAGAGGGAGGUGCCUGUACCAUCGUCUCUCCCAGGAGGACUUCCCCAAAUCGGAAUCAGGCGCAGAGCCGACCUACUCCGAGCUCUCCUCCACGCGAGAGCUCCAGCCGGGCCCGCACCGUAACAGCUGUCGCCUGCCUGUCUCCGCUACACGACGCUCCCUGCCGCGCCGCGCGAGAAGAUUUCAGAAGAACCCAAGGAGAUGCUGCCCCCAACCGGCUCAGGCCGCCUGCGUGGACGCCAAGGUCCGACCGUACCUACCCGCACCGACCGAGCCACCCCGGGCCAGGAUGCCCUAGCUCGCGCCUACAAAGCUGCACGCGCCCACCUGCUCCCUUUGUUCCGCCGCCACCCCUUCAGGAGAGGGGUCUUUGGUUCCUCUCCGUCAUCUCCAAUCUCGGCGAGGCAUCCGACGUCAAGCCGCCGGAAUCGGGGUCGGCCUCUCGGCGGAGCUCGGUGCGUGGCUGUCAAGCGCACGCCUGCUGCCUUCGUCUCUCUGGUGAGCGUCAUCAUUCACCGUCUCUGUUCCCUUUUUCUCUGUGUAUGCCAUGCUUGAUGUCUUGGAUUUCGUCGUAGUGGUGUUCAUGACUAGAACCGUGCCUUGACGCUGCUCUAUUUUAUCCCCGACGUCGUCGACCCCUGUUUUGGGCCGCUGUCUCCAUCUCACGGUGAGCCCACGCGUCUAUUCCCCACUUUCUCCGUGUAAGCUAGUUGUAUGAGUUAUUAGAGUUUGCAUCGUUGCUAGGAAUGUUGUGUGGUGUUUUGGGGUCCUGCCGCCGAAGAUCAUGGUCGCCGGCUGCUGUCUUUGCCCGGUCAACAACGAGGCGUAGUGCGUAGGAUUUUUGUUGCUCCUGUGGUGUGGUAGAGUCUCUUAGAACAGGAUUCUGGUGCGCUAUAGCAGUUUUUCCAUGUUGAGCCACCGUUAGGACCAGCUUCGACGAGCUCUUGGGCCAGCUCCGUCGCAAGUUUGAUGGUGAGACCUACCUGUAUGGGUCGACAUGGUCUCCAGCUCAUCUGGAGGUGUUUUCGUCGCCAGACGUGCGCUCCCGAUGGGGAUCGACUCCCUUCCGAUCAAGAGUGGGUUGAAGACGAUCCCGAAGACCAAGAGUACCGGCCAGAUUUUGAGGAGGAAGAAGAGUGUCAAGAUCCAAACAGCAAGGUCGACACAAAGAGACGAUGCAAGAUUCGGUGUAUCAGGAACGAUAUGGACGAUGUUGAGGGAGCAUGUGCCCGCAAGGAAUGCAUGGUUUGCGGAGGUCCGCAUUCGAGGGGGCAUUGCGAGCAGUAUCCGGGUGACACUCUGGCGUCAGGCGAGAAGGUUAGGCGUGUCCCAGUACGCCAGCUGAAGAAGAAGAAAAAUCCUUCAAAUGAGACUAUUAUUUGAAGUAAGGCAUGACUAUUUCCAUGUUGUAUUACUAAUUAGAUGGUGCUCUAUGUUUGUAACUUUCGUCUGUCUAUGUGUUGAUUGUAAUAUUGGCAUAUUAUUAUAUUACAUAAUAUCCGAACAAUGUGAGUAUGUGUUGUAAUAUGUGGAGCAUGUUGUAUUAUGUACUAUUUAGAGUUACUAGUCAACCUGAGUAUGUGAUGUUA
Molecule: messenger RNA, 1667 nt
Organism: Phragmites australis (common reed)
Lineage: Eukaryota; Viridiplantae; Streptophyta; Magnoliopsida; Poales; Poaceae
Exons: 3
Coding region: 1076-1423 (115 amino acids)
Source: RefSeq, a predicted model, not a curated record